Prunus avium (sweet cherry) is the source of this 903-nucleotide messenger RNA. RefSeq lists its product as uncharacterized. The record is from RefSeq and is a predicted model, not a curated record. Lineage: Eukaryota; Viridiplantae; Streptophyta; Magnoliopsida; Rosales; Rosaceae. Gene Ontology annotation, molecular function: protein dimerization activity.
AUGACGGAUUAUAGUCCUAAUCAUCGAGAUGAGAUUCGAAGAGCAUAUCUUCAAAAAGGACCUUGUCAACCUAAAGGUCAUAGAUUCUCACAAAGUAAUCAAUCAGGAAUUAAUAGACGUUUCAUUGCCCAAUGGUUUGAUGAGUUUGAUUGGUUGGAGUAUAGCAUAACUAAAGAUGCUGCAUUUUGCCUCCAUUGCUAUCUCUUUAAAACUAAUUUUGAUCAAGUGGGUGGUGACGCCUUCUCUGGGGUAGGCUUCAAUAAUUGGAAGAAGGGGAGAGAAAGGUUUAGCAUUCAUGUUGGACCUAUUAGUAGUGUUCACAACCAAGCUAGAAAAACUGCUUACAAUCUGAUGCAUCAAAAAGCUCACAUUGAAACAAUUGUGAUCAAGCAAAUAGAUUAUGCUCGUAUGGCUUAUCGCACUUGCUUGAAUGCAUCACUCAAGUGCACAAGGUAUUUGUUGCGACAAGGCCUUUCUUUUUGCGGUCAUGGUGAAAGUGCCACUUCAAGUAAUAAAGGGAAUUAUUUGGAGCUUUUACAAUUUCUUGCGGAACAUGAUGAAAAAGUUAAGGCCGUUGUGUUGGAAAAUGCUUCGGGAAAUCUUAAGCUAAUAGCUCCUUCAAUUCAAAAAGAUCUUGUCAAUGCAUGUGCCAAAGAAUGCAUUAGUCUUAUCAUGAGUGAUCUUAAAGAUAGGUAUUUUUCAAUAAUGGUGGAUGAAGCAUGUGAUGUUUCAAUAAAGGAGCAAAUGGCGAUAAUGGUUCGUUAUGUGAACAACAAAGGACAAAUAAUAGAAAGGUUUGUGGGGGUCCAACAUGUUACCAACACCACUUCAAGUGCAUUAAAGAAAGCCAUUGAUGAAUUAUUUUCUUUCGAGGGAUGGAGCUUUUCUAAGCUACGAGGAUAA